This is a messenger RNA of Myxocyprinus asiaticus (Chinese sucker), 4742 nucleotides long. Its product is annotated as ras and Rab interactor 3-like. The transcript is spliced from 10 exons. The record is from RefSeq and is a predicted model, not a curated record. Gene Ontology annotation, molecular function: small GTPase binding; guanyl-nucleotide exchange factor activity. The coding region runs from base 533 to 3784 and encodes 1083 amino acids. Gene Ontology annotation, biological process: signal transduction; vesicle-mediated transport. Lineage: Eukaryota; Metazoa; Chordata; Actinopteri; Cypriniformes; Catostomidae. Gene Ontology annotation, cellular component: endocytic vesicle; cytosol.
ACAGAGACAAGGGGAGGAAAACUAGUGUAUGAAGUUGUGGCUCGCUGUGAAGUUGAACUGUGUGUAAGUGUGUGCUCGUAUGGUUAGGGGGUGUUAAAGGGUUGGCUGACCACCCUGGACAGCCCCUUCCUGACUACAUUGCUGACAGGAAGUUUAGAAAAAAAUAGAGAAAAGGAGACGUGAACUGUUCUGUUGCUCCCUUUUUUGUUUUUCGCCAUUUUUCAAAUUUCGCCAACGCUCCACCGCUAUAGGAAGCAUAAGGAUCACAUAACUCUGAGGGAAGAACAUUAACAGCAAAAGAGUGAAGGAAGAUGGAUGACAACUCUUGUGGUAAACGGGGUCAUUCUGUAAAGGAUUAUUUGUGACGCAAAGGGACUUAGGGAAGAAUGCUGAGUGUGUGCGGGACUGAAUGAUGAAAACUGCUGUUGGGACUCUGAAUUUUGGAGCAUCCUGAGAGUUGAUUACCGAGGUCUUCUAAAAAUAUUUUUUUGGAUUCUACUCAAAGCUCUCCGCUUCUUCUGCAGUAUGCACUAUGCUCUCCCCAACCCCUUCCACACCACCUCCAGUCCUCACCAAACCCUCUUCCCUCACAAUAUCGUCACCUAUUCCAGCCUCGUUCCACUCACAAACCUCUUCUUUUCCUCCUAGUACUCCUUCCUCCCUGACUUCUACUCCAGCCUUCCCAUUAGUUGAUAUCUCCAAUGACUCGUCCCCUGACCCCUCCUCCCUCCCGCUUCCAACAUCAUCCCCAAUAUCAUGUAUGCAACCUUCCUCACCUCCACCUUCAACUUUGUCACCUCACAUUAAAUCCAAACCGUCCUCCCCUCCUGUUCCCCAGAAACCCAUGCCUCCUGAGGUACCAAAGCCACCCCUCCCUGCACAACUUCCCUCUGCUCUUCCCAAGAUCUCCUCCACACCCCUGCCUAGACCACCUCCACCUCCUGUUGCUAGGCCCUCAUCUCCACCCCAUCCCAGACCUCCUCCUCCAGUCUCAAAACCACCAGUCCCUGCAUCUCCAGUUGGCAAGACCAAAAAGCCAUUGCCUCCUGGUAUCAGCAUCCUGGAGAAACUAAUAAAGACAUGUCCAGUGUGGCUUCAACUCGGGAUGAAGCAGGACAGAGCCAUGCAAAUACUGAACAAAGAGUCGUCUGGGAUCUUUUUAGUUAGGAGAGAUCCCAGUCAGAAUCUGAUGGUACUGUCAGUACGUCUUCCUAACCAGCUGGGGGAGCCCCAGGUCAAAGAACUGCCUGUAAAGGAAGAAAAGUCCUUGCUGUACCUCGAAGGGUCUGUCCUGGUCUUUGAAAACAUUUUUAAACUCAUUGCUUUCUACUGUGUGAGCCGGGACAUCCUUCCUUUUCCUCUGAAGUUACCUCAGGUCAUCCUCCAUGUAGCUAAAUAUGAGGAUAUGGAGGUGAUCUCUUCUCUUGGUUCAGAGUUCUGGAAUUCAGCUCUGAAUAAUCAUGUGGAAGUGGGAAAUGGAGAUGGUAGUUGUGGCACUCCAGACAGCCAGGGGCAAAGCAGCUCCUGUGAAAUCCAGCUUUCCAUUGGCAGUGACCGCCUUUGGUAUGUCAACCCCAUUUUCAUUGAGGAAUGUGGCAACAGCGUGCCGCCCACCUCACCUACCCCUGUCUUAAGGACCCAAAGCCUCAAUGCCCCAAUCCAGGCUCCACCCAAAUAUAAAAGACCACCACCCAUGCGUCCAUGUCCUCCCAGUGCACCUGAGUGCUCUCUACACUAUGCAUUUGGCAAGCCAGCAAAAGAGGAGUUUAAGCACAUUCUCAGUUCUCCUCCCCCUUCUGUCCAGAAAAGGGAAGGAAGUGAUGGUGAUCAUGCAGAACAAGAGAGACAGAGAACUCCUGCCUCAGGCGUUGAGCGUGACACAGCCAAGCCAGCUGUCUUACAAAUAGCUGAGAGAAAGCAGUCUUCUAGUACUCCUUCAUUUAGAGUUCCUCCAAUACCAUCCCGGCGCAGACUAUCUGAGAAACAACCAUCAGAGGAACCAGCACAGCAGGAAGUCACCACCAGCACCUCCAGAAACGCUGAUGCAGAUGUUCCGCAAGACCCUGUAGCCUCUCUAAUUUGCCUAGAUGACAGUAUGGAAGAAAGAGAGAAGCCUGUGGACUUAGAAACUCUCCAGGAAGUGCCAGAGGAACAAUCUAAAGUAUCUAAUGGAGCUACAAAAGUGACUCGGGAAGUAGUGGCUGAAGCAAAGAACACUGAUGCUCCAGUAGCGCCUCCCAGGAGAAAAAGACUUUCUCAAAUUCUGACUGGACAACUCUCCAAAGCCACUGGGAAUUCACUUACACCAAGUACCCCAGAACCCACUUCCAUUCUUCCUUUGAAUUCCAGAAGUCCCAGUCCUGUCCGUCAUUCACUCAUCGUCAAUGCUAGUCAUCCCAAAGUCUCUGAUGUUUCUCUGUAUUCUCCUGAGGGUGGAGCUCCACAGCCAGAUGAUUCCUACUCAACCAGCAGCACGGAGGAGGAGAUGGACAACCAUGUGGCAACAGGUGCUCUGAUGAAGAGGACCCCAACAAUCAUGCUUGACCGAGCAAAGCAACGACUGUCCAUGGUGUCCAUGGCGAACCUCUCCAACGUCCUCACAGGCUUCAUGAGUGCCGACCGCAAGCUGCAGAAACGCAUCGUAGAGCUGUCCCGGGAUGGAAACACAUACUUCGGGAACCUUGUCAGGGAUUAUCGAGCUUUUACCUUAGACACCAUGCGGAAACACACCUCUAGCACAGAGAUGCUCCAAGAGAUCAGGCAGACGAUAACCCAACUAAAAAGCUACUUGAUCCAGAGUAAAGAGCUGCAAAAUCUACAAGAAGCAGCUCCAUACUCUGAGGAGAAAUUGGAGAUCAUCAUUGAGGCUGCACUUUGUAAGAGUGUUCUGAAACCCAUGCGUGAGGCCGUGUAUAAUGGACUGAAGGAUAUCCACUCACGUGCGGGAUACCUGAAGAAACUAAAAGAGAACCAGCAAGUGGUUCUGGGGACCACCACCACAGACCUGGGGAUAACCACUAGUGUCCCUGAAAUGGCUGUCAUGGAGAAAAUUCAAGUGAAGCUUGGUAACCUGCACCAAGAGUAUUCACCUCAGAAGAAGAUCGACUUGCUCCUCAAGACCUGCAAGAUCAUCUAUGAGUCCAUGUCUGUGGGCUGUCCAGGAAAGGCUUACGGUGCUGAUGACUUCCUGCCUGUGUUGAUGUUUGUCUUGGCUCGAAGUAACAUCAGUGCUCUGCUGCUGGAUGUAGAGUAUAUGAUGGAGCUGAUGGAUCCUGCACUGCAGCUUGGAGAGGGUUCAUACUAUCUAACCACCACCUAUGGUGCUCUGGAGCACAUUAAGAAUUUUGAUAAACAGGCUGUGACCAGACAGCUGAGUCUGGAGAUCCAGGACUCCAUCCAUCGCUGGGAACGCCGCCGCACCCUAAACAAGGCUCGAGCAUCACGCUCCUCUGUGCAGGACUUCAUUAAUGUGUCCUUCAUGGAAGCUGGCUCCAACACCAAGACUCUGGGGGUGCGACCCAACACUACGGUUCAAGACCUGUGCAAUCAGUGUGCUGAGAAAUAUGAGGUGUUGGACCCUGAGUCUUAUUGCCUGAGUGUGCUGGUGGAUGGCCAUUACAUGCCACUGGCUCCUGAGGAGUUCCCUCUCGCUAUCAAAUCCAGCUUGCACCACAGUGAGCCACGGAAGGAGUAUUACUUUGUGUACCGUCAUGGUCGCUGGCCAGAACAAGAAUCUGUGGACCAGACACCCCCUACACCUGCACCAGAAGAGAGUUUAAUAUGAACUGUGUGCAUAUGUAUAUGUGCGUGUGCAUGCAUUCAAAUGUCAGUGGAUCUUUGCAGAAGGUUUUGGGCAGCUUGAAUGGAAUGCAAACGAUAUUUUUAAUAUACGAAAGAAUGUACUGUAAGUGAUGCAGAAGAAUGUAAGCUGACAUUAAAAUGCCUAUGGCAUUAAAAUGGCAUGAAUACAGAGACUGGCUUUCAAAUGACAGGCAUUUGCUAGUUGGAAAGAACUAGGACUGGAAUCCCAAAUCUCUUUUGAAAAGAUCCACUGAUUUUCUCAUAAAGAAGCAUGGUGAGCUCAAAUGAACAGCCUGCCUUAGAAAAUGUACUUCUAUUUGUGAGUUUUCAGUGCACAAAGAGACACAGAUAUAUCCUUCACCUUAGUUAGCCUUAACUUUAGCAGAAUAAUAUUUAUAUUAUUAGACAGUAUGAGUCAGUAGUAGUCCAGGAUGGACUUCAAAGAUAUUAGUCAUUAAUAUAAUCUAUUUCCCCAGCAGUGAUAGGCAGACCUUGAAAGUUACAAGAUUCACAAACAAAACUUUAACUUUCAAACAAUACAGCCAAAGCUUUUCAUAUCUCAGGGCUCAGUAGGUUGUGACUCAUACUGUCUACUUUGGUGCUGAUUUCUUCAUUUAUAAAUUUCUUAAAGCAAUGCAUCUUUACAGACCUUGAACUGUGUGCCUGCAUUGCUCUGUUCCUAUACUCAGUAAUUUGCCCUCUCUGUUAUAUUUUGUUGAUGUUCACAAUAAGUUCAAUGUCACUGCUUUUUAUGUCUGACAACAUAUACAAUAGUUUUGGCAUAAGAUUUUAUGGAAAAUUAUUUUAAGCAACAUAAAUAUCUAUAUACAGUAUCUCACAAGAUGUAUCUGUUUCAGUGAGCACAACAUAUGCCAAACCAAAGACUUGUGUUUGUUAUUCAUUUUAAAAUGUUUACUGGUAAUAAAUAUCUUUUUACAUUA